AUGGACCCCGACGCCGCCUUCGGAGAGGCCCGGCGAAGCCUGGACGAGGCGCCCCACAAGGGCAUGGACGCCCUGCUGAGCCCGGCCGCCUUCGCCCCCGCCGGCGGGCCCUGCCGGAACAGCCCCUCCGCCUACCCGGCCCUGGACGGCGCCGCUGAGCCCCCGGCCAAGCAGGGUCCCCCCUGCCCGUCGGGCAUCCCGCAGGCCUCCUCCACCGCCGCCCCCUUCUCCUACGGCUGCUUCGGCGGCGGCUACUGCUCCUACCGGGUGGCCCGCGGCUCCCUCAAGCCCUGCCCGCCCCCGCCGCCGGCCGCCUACCCGGCCGACAAGUACCUGGACGCCUGCAGCGCCGGCCCGGCCCCCGACGACUACCAGACGCGCCCCGCCGAGUUCGCCUUCUACCCGGGCUACGCCGGCCCUUACCAGCCCGUCGCCAACUACCUGGACGUUUCCGUGGUGCAGACCCUCGGCGGGCCGCCCGGCGACGCCCGCCACGAAGCCCUCCUGCCCGUGGACCCUUACCACCAGCCCUGGGCCUUGGCCGGGGGCUGGAACAACCAAAUGUGCUGCCCCAAAGAGCAGGGCCCCGCCGGACACUUUUGGAAAUCUGCUUUCGCAGAAGCCGUCGGCCAGCACCCCCCCGAGGGCUGCUCCUUCCGCCGCGGCCGCAAGAAGAGGAUCCCUUACAGCAAAGGGCAGCUGAAAGAGCUGGAGAAGGAGUACGCCAGCAGCAAGUUCAUCACCAAGGACAAGAGGAGGAAGAUCUCCGCCGCCACCAACCUCUCCGAGAGACAGAUCACCAUUUGGUUCCAGAACCGGCGGGUGAAAGAGAAGAAGAUCGUGGCCAAGGUGAAAACCACCAACGCCAGCAGCAGCACCGCCAGCAGCAGCAGCAGCAGCACCCCGUGA
Euleptes europaea (tarantolino) is the source of this 909-nucleotide messenger RNA. It is a transcript of the gene HOXB13, whose product is annotated as homeobox B13. Lineage: Eukaryota; Metazoa; Chordata; Lepidosauria; Squamata; Sphaerodactylidae. The coding region runs from base 1 to 909 and encodes 302 amino acids. Gene Ontology annotation, molecular function: DNA-binding transcription factor activity, RNA polymerase II-specific; RNA polymerase II cis-regulatory region sequence-specific DNA binding. The transcript has 2 exons. Gene Ontology annotation, biological process: regulation of transcription by RNA polymerase II. The record is from RefSeq and is a predicted model, not a curated record.